Messenger RNA from Pecten maximus, 1983 nucleotides. Its product is annotated as palmitoyltransferase ZDHHC16B-like. Gene Ontology annotation, molecular function: palmitoyltransferase activity. The transcript has 9 exons. Gene Ontology annotation, biological process: protein palmitoylation. Gene Ontology annotation, cellular component: Golgi apparatus. The record is from RefSeq and is a predicted model, not a curated record. The coding region runs from base 378 to 1505 and encodes 375 amino acids. Lineage: Eukaryota; Metazoa; Mollusca; Bivalvia; Pectinida; Pectinidae.
UUAGAAGGUACGCAUAGAGAAACGGAAGGUUAAAUCCGGCUUUCUAUGUAACUUGUUAGACCUAUAUUUAGUAUUCAAAUUACACAAAUGUCAGUGCUCUCUGUGUAGGCCAGGUUUACCGGACUAGCUGGUGUGACGCUGUUUACUAGACCUAAGUAGACACAAAAGUCCAAAUUACUCGGGAGCUUGUCGCAACACCUAACAAAUUCAGUCACAUUGGACGGAUCAAGUGAAUUUUGGGCCAAAGAAAUGCUUGAUGGCGACUUUAAAAGAGGAAACUAGAGAAGGUGAAUGCUGCACAUGACCUACUCAUCUAUGGAUCAAAGUUUGUAAAAUAAUUCCUGAAUGAAAGACAGAUCAACCUACAGUAGCUGACAAUGGGUUUAUUUAAGUGGAAAUUACACAAAUUUCCAUGGCGCUUAAAAAGAAGAUUGGACAAUAUCUUCAAGUCUUUCCAGUUGCUCAGAUUAACACUCUGCUACAAUCAUGCUACGCCAUCUCUCACCCCAGUUGAAGUCAUCACUAAACCCAUAAAUGUGCUCUCUCAUUUUCUCAACCAACAGUUUGGCAGAGCCUGUAUGAUAUUAGUGGUGGGUCUGAUGGCUGUUGUGAACCUGACCUACGUCGUGUAUGUACUUCCUGACGUGUACAAAUCCAGUCCGUUUUCGGCUGUCAUUAAUUUCUUCCUUGGAUCAUGGCUUCUGAUGAACACAUCAUUCAACUAUAUCAUGGCAGUAAUCACUGGUCCAGGCUACCCACCACAGGUUGUUGAGAACCCUGUAUCCCUUUGUCAUAAAUGCUUCUCAAAAAAACCAGCUCGGACACAUCAUUGCAAGAAGUGUGGAAAGUGUAUUCUAAAAAUGGACCAUCAUUGUCCUUGGCUCAAUACCUGUGUUGGGUUUUACAAUCAGCGUUACUUCUUUUUGUUUUGUUGUUUUACCUAUGGAGGCGCCAUGCUUGUAACCAUCUCCACCAAUGAUCUGUUUGUAGAGAACUUUUACGGAAAUUCCUUACAGGAAUAUCCUUUCCCUGGAGCCCUGUUUCCUCUCAAUCUUCUGUAUGCCUCAUUCCAAGGAUCCUCCAGGAAGACAAAACUAUUACAACAGUCUAAUAAUUACGACCGCCUUGGGAUGUCAGAGACUGCAGAACACAAAUUGAUUGUAUUCCUCUACAUCCUCAGCUCAGGGGUGGCCAUCGCUCUCACCUUCCUCACACUGGCCACAGCCAAACUCAUCAGCUAUGGGGAGACAACCAUUGAGUAUCAGAUUAAUCUGGUCCAGAAGAAGAAGUUACAGAAGAAAAAAAUAGAAUUCAAGAAUCCAUAUGAUCUCGGAUUUAAAACCAACUGGAAGUUGUAUCUAGGAUUGCAUAAAGUAACUGUAUGGACGUUCGUAAGAGAGAUCAUGUUUCCCUCUAUCUACCGACCUCAAGGUGAUGGUACCUACUGGACUACCAAGACAUUCCAAUACCAUUUUGAUCCAGAAAAAGGCCUUCAAGUGUUAUAAAAAAAUUGAACUUAAAGUGCUUCAUUAACUUUUAAUUAACUAAUGAUAUUUGUUUUGUGAGUGUCUUGGAUUAUUACAAGGAAUUCAACAUGAAUUCAGCUACAAUAACACCCAGUAUCUUCUAUAUUGUUUUAAAUGACAAUAUCAUUGAACUGUGACUGUGAUGAAUUUUCUGUGGUACUAUAGUAGGAUCUAGUAGCAUAAACUUUAUCAUUGAAUAAUCUAAAAAAAAUUACUGACGUUAUGUCGAUUUUGUUUAUAUAAAAUGUUAAGGGGCAUGUGUUGGCCUCUUUUUUAUAUAUAUAUAUAUAUAAUAUAUAAUUACGUGUAGUUCUUGUUUAAUAUAUUAACUUCCUAUUCAUGUUCCAAUCAGUCCUUUAUUCAGUAUUUGUCAUCUCUUUAAUUCUUUUUACAGAGAAGUGAAGAAAACUGUAUUACCGAUAUUAAAAAGAUUUUUUCUAGCAAAGUAUUAAAAUUG